Prunus armeniaca (apricot) is the source of this 1260-nucleotide messenger RNA. Lineage: Eukaryota; Viridiplantae; Streptophyta; Magnoliopsida; Rosales; Rosaceae. The record is from the annotation of a GenBank genome assembly.
AUGGACACCAUAUCCUGCAUUGGUGAAGGAUGGAGGCUGUGCACAGCUGCAAGCUUUAUAAGCUGCAUCAUUCUGAUAUUCUUUCUCAACCACAGCCAUGACAGGGUAAACCUAUCAACUCUUGGGAACAUAGCCAUAAAAUCAACACUACCGGCCAAUGAAUCAGAUGCAAACAUGAAGCUCUUGCAAGUAGCAGACUUGAAGGAACACAUGAAACAGAUAAAUAAAGAAGACAAAUGCAAUGUAUUUGAUGGAAAAUGGGUUUACGAUCCGAAGCAAAGCCCUCUCUACCAAGGAGCUCAGUGUCCAUUUCUUAGUGACCAAGUCAGCUGCCAAAGGAAUGGAAGGGCAGAUUUCAUGUAUGAGAAAUGGAGUUGGGAGGCCAAGGGGUGUAAGAUUCCAAGGUUUAAUGGAACAGACAUGUUAGAGAGACUUAGAGGAAAGAGAGUGAUAGUAGUUGGGGACUCUCUCAACAGAAACCAGUGGGAAUCUCUAGCUUGUCUACUUUACUCGGCUCUCCCACCCUCUCAAGCCCAAGUUGAUGUGGAAAGUGGCAUCUACAAGGUCUUCACAGCAAAGGAGUAUAACUGUUCUGUUGAGUUCUACUGGAGCCCAUUUCUAAUGCAGCUAGAAAUUAACCAAGAGAAUGGUGCUAGAAUUCUUAGGCUUGACAGAGUUGCUACCUCAGCCAAGAAGUGGGUCGGGGCAGAUGUUAUGGUAUUCAACACCGGUCACUGGUGGGUGCACCAUGGAAAGAUCAAAGCGUGGGACUUGUUUCAAAAUGAGGGAAAAACGGUGGAGAAUAUGGAGAUUGAAUCAGCAUUUGAGAAGGCUAUGAAUACCUGGGCACGUUGGAUUGAUCAAAAUGUGGAUGUGACCAAAACCAGAGUCUUCUUCCGGAGCAUUUCCCCAGAGCACAAGGGAAAGCUUUGGUGCUACAACAAGACCCAACCCAUCACGGACGAUUCCUAUGAAACAACAUUUCCCAGAAAAAUUAUAGAAGCUGUUGAGAGAACAAUCCAGCGCAUGAAGACCCCGGUGACAUACCUGAACAUUACGAAGCUGUCUCAGUAUCGAAGAGAUGCACACCCAAUGAUUUACAAGACAAAGCAAUGGAAGCAGUUAGCUAUGCAACAAAGACAACCAGAGUCCUCUGCUGAUUGCAGCCACUGGUGUCUGCCUGGCCUGCCAGAUACCUGGAAUAGGCUAUUGUAUGCUUCAUUGCUCUUGGACACUUCCGAAGUCAUUCUUAGCUCGUAA